Sinocyclocheilus grahami is the source of this 13924-nucleotide messenger RNA. Its product is annotated as probable E3 ubiquitin-protein ligase HERC1. Lineage: Eukaryota; Metazoa; Chordata; Actinopteri; Cypriniformes; Cyprinidae. Gene Ontology annotation, molecular function: ubiquitin-protein transferase activity; protein binding. The record is from RefSeq and is a predicted model, not a curated record. The transcript has 71 exons. Bases 326 to 13492 code for a protein of 4388 amino acids.
ACCUUUCAUGGCAGCAGCUCGCGGAGCGGCAACCUACCCCACUACAAACAAACACCCUCAGCGCGAGAUUAAGCGGCAUUUCGUCCUCGCGUUGCGUAACGGGUGCCGUUUAGUUAUAUUUAAUUCAAAAGUGUGUAUUUGUGAAGGUAAAUACAGGAUAUGGUUCACAAUAAAGCGCAGGAUUCACGUCCUUUCUGGUAACGUUAGGCAGUAGGUUUAAAGAGCCUUGCUGAGGGCAGUUGAUCUGCUGGGCGUGUAUGGCUUAAGGAAGACAGGAGAUAGGAUCGUUUGCUAUGUGCCUCUUGUAUGUGAAUAAUGUACAGUGAUGGUGCCUUCUCAGACCCACGUGAUGCUCAAGUGGCAGGAGCACUUGAACAGCUCCUGGGCGGCGGAGGACAGCGUUCAGACCGCCACACGGCACGGAGCGGCAGCUCUCUAUGCAAAACUGGUCUACAACAAGGAGGUUGUGGGCUUGGCCCAACCAGUGCAGGACCUAAUGGGUCCACGCUUGCCUGACUUCCAGUACGAAUCCAGCGCUGAGGAGGAGAAGGAGGAAUAUCUGUCUGCGCUGCUCCACAGUCAGCGAUGCCUUGCCCAACGCAUGCUGGCGAGGACCCCUUUUGCCCUAUCCCUGCACCACAGACUGAUGAUCCUCCAGAGGGUGUUCUACUCCCUCCAUAGCAAGUAUCACGACCGAUUCCGAGCACCGCUGCCUCCCCAGCCCUCAUCCUCCAAUGCAGAAGGGGGCACUCUAGAGUCAGUGUCUGAGCCUUGGCCAACAGGCAGUUCCCAUUCAAAGUCGGGCACAGACGUUCUUAUUGAAAUGGGAGUCCGGACUGGGUUGAGUCUCCUUUUUGCCCUACUGAGGCAGAGUUGGCAGCGUGGGAGUCUUGAGAACCCACCGGACGUUGCUCUGUGCAACGAGGUACUGGCAACAGCGUCUUCAGUCCUGGCCGCCCUGCCUCCUCUUUCCUUGGCCAACGAGAACAAGAUCCCGACAGUGGGGCUUGACUGUCUUACACAAGUUGGAGACUUCCUAAAGAAGACGGCGGUCAGCGGCUCCGGGGCGGAUCGGGCGGGUCGCAGGCUAUCCCUGGAGCUCCUCCUCUCGUUAGCCUUACAAAGAGGAUCCUUGCGCUUCCUUCUGGAGUGGGUGGAGGUGGCGCUGGCUGCCUCCGCUUCCUCCACCAUGUCUGAAACAGUUGGAGUGGGUUACGAGCUGAUCCAUCAAACCAUGCAACAGAUGCGCCAGCACACGGUGGUGGUGUGUGUGUCUGCUGGAUACAGACACAGCGCUGCGGUGACUAAUGACGGAGAGCUGUACACCUGGGGGGAAGGCGACUUCGGUCGACUCGGUCACAGCGACAGUCACAGUCGUAAUGUGCCCACUCUGGUGAAGGACAUCAGUGGAGUCGGGCAAGUGGCCUGUGGCAGCUCUCACACCAUCGCUGUGGCUCAAGAUGGACGAAUCGUCUGGUCCUUUGGAGGAGGAGACAACGGUAAACUGGGACAUGGGGACACAAACCGUGUGUACAGGCCUAAAGUGAUAGAAGCCCUACAUGGCUUCAUUAUCAGAAAAGUGUGUGCUGGGAGCCAGUCGUCACUGGCGUUGACAUCUGCUGGCCAGGUGUUUGCUUGGGGCUGCGGCUCGUGUCUUGGCUGCGGCUCAUCUGAAACCACCUCACUCAGACCUCGCCUGAUCGAGGACCUCAGUAUCACAAAAAUCAUAGACAUUUCCUGUGGAGACAGCCACUGUCUCGCUUUGUCUCAUGAAAACGAGGUGUUUGCUUGGGGCAACAAUGCCAUGGGGCAGUGUGGGCAGGGCCAUACCUCAACGCCAGUCACCAAACCCAAGAAAGUGAUUGGUUUAGAAGGGGUGUCAAUACAGCAGAUUACUGCAGGCACCUCCCACAGCCUGGCCUGGACAGCGGUUCCCACUGACAGGCAGCUGGUGGCUUGGCACAGGCCGUUUUGUGUGGAUCUGGAGGAGAGCACGUUUACGUACCUGCGCAGUUUCCUGGAGCGUUACUGUGAUAGUAUCAGUGGGGACACACCACCUGCACCUUUCCCCUCUAAGAGGGAACAUCACCAGUUCGUGUUGUUGUGUAUGAAACUCUUGUCCAUCCACCUGUCGUUGGCCCACGCAGGAGGAACGGGGGCCACAGUGCUGGGCGCUCAGGGUCAGCCCCUCAGGAACCUGCUCUUCAGACUCAUCGACUCUAAUGUACCAGACUCCAUACAACAGGCGGUAAUGACCACGCUCUCUAUGGGAGCGUCUCUGUUGCUGCCUCCUCUCAGGGAGAGAACGGAGCUGCUGCACUCGCUGUUACCACAGGGUCCAGAGAGCUGGGAAAGCCUCUCUAAAGGACAGCGUCUACAGCUGGACAUGGUGCUGAACAGCCUGCAGGAACAGAGUCACGUGGCGUCCCUGCUGGGAUACAGCUCACCUGGGGAGUUGAGCGCAGGUCUGGCACUGCCGCCCACCCCUGACCGCCCCACAGGAAGUGCUAGCUCUGGCUCAGAAUCUCCAGACCAACUCCACCUGGCUGAAGUGCUACUGAAGACCUUGCUGCUCAGCAUCGGGUUCUAUACAGUCAGUUCCAACAGUUCUGUGCUGUUUGGUUCGGUGGCGGGGAGUCUGCUGUGUCAGGUGAUGUACUCUCUGCUCCUGCUGCCAUUGGCUGUGGUCAAACCCCUCCUUCCUCACCUGCUCACUCUGCUUGAACAUCUCAAUGAGCUCAACUGUUACCUGCCCAACACUGCGCACCUGGAGGACAUGGAGCUGGAAGGAACUUCAGAUGAAGCAUCUGAAACCUCUGAGCCAAUCACAGUGCCAGAGCCAGAAGACUGGGCGUGGCUACUAGACCUGGAGAGGUCUGUAGCUCUUGCCAUUGGCCGAUGCCUGGGAGGUAUGCUUCAGGGCCCACCCCCUUCCAUCCAGGAGAAGACAGCAGAGUUCUGGCUGUGUAACCCUCUCCUGAGAAAUGGGCUGGAGAUAGACUUUGAACAGCUGGACUGGGCAAUGGGUUGGCUGACUGAGGCCGUGUUCAUGGGUUGUGGAGACGUGAGACUAGCCGAGCUGCUGCUGUCAGAAGAGAACACAACAUUAGUGGAACUCGCUCUUGGCUCACUGCGAGAACCUGCCAGUGCCCUCUGGAGGAAGAUGAAGGAGUAUGCGGCGAGUCGAGACUGGGACAAUAGUGGAUCAGUGGGAGACUCUCUGUUAGAGACGGCGUGUCGCUGUAGUUUGGCCGCUCUGCUCAAACAUGCCGGCCUUCAUGAAGCCUACUGGCAGGAUAAAUAUGAGCCCUGUGAGGUGCUGAUUGAAAUAUAUCAGGUGGUGUAUAAAAUCCGCAGCAUUCUGCUGUCUUAUAAAGAGAGCAUAGGAAACACAACCAGCGUCCAAACAACUACCACCAAACAGGCCUCAUUGGGCUCCCAGAGCCCCAGUGAGGAGAGGCAGGAAGCGGGCAGUUCUGGAGAGCAGACAGGAAGAGACACAGAUCCCAGCAGCCUGAAGCCCCACACAGCUGAACACAACCAGGACGAUCCCUUAGAGGAGGAAACGCCCAGCAUCAGCAGUAUGUACCUGCCGGAGGUGCUGCAGUGUUUCCUGGCCACCCGUGAGGCCAUGCAGCUCCAACAGAACGAGACUGUGUACGAGUCGUCUGGCACUAGCACGUUACCCAGCAGCACUGAGAGCCCUGGGACGCCAGACAGGGAGCCCCCCCAGCAUCCCUGGGACCACCACAGCAUCACCGACCAGGGCCUGUCCUUCCCAGCAGCCUGCCACCUGCUGGUCUCACGCUGCCUUUUCCUGCUGCUGGGGGUCCGAGCUGCUUGGCAGGAGGAGAGUGUGUCAUCAAAGACGCCCACUGAGAGCAGCUUGGCCAGAUCUCCACCCUCCUAUGAGGCGUUAGGAUCAAAGAUGGAGUUACAGUCUUCUUCUGAGAGAAGAUUCAGUGAAAGAGAGACACCAGAUGAAUCUAAAAGCUCCUCAGGGUCAUUCAAAAAUAAAAUUGGCCUUCCACUCUGUUCUUUGGGCAUCAUGAAAGAUGCCUGGGAGCGACUGCGACAGUGCAUCAGUCCCACUACUGUGCUGUGCCCGGGCGGAGGUGGCACACCCAUCCUGGGCCAGGUCUUCCAUUUCCUGUGUAGGAGCCUCCUUCAAACCUCUUCUCUGGUGGACAAAGAUGGAGGUGCACAUGUGGAUCCCAAAGCCAUCACCAUAGCCAUGGCACAGCAACACCAAAGAGCUCAGGUUCGUUUGGAGGCCUUGUGUCAGAUUUCCUCUUUCUUGUCAGAGAUGGAGGAAAAGAGUGUCAGCUCUCUAGCGCCUCCUCGUUUUCCAGGCCUCUUGCAGUCAGUGCAGCUGCAGUUCCUCUCUGGCUGCUUUGGUCUGGGAGCCCCGAUCACCGGCAGUCUAGCGGCACCUAACAACAAGAUUCACCAUUACACCGCUGGGACUCAGUCGGCGCCCAUCAGUGUUCAGAGGGAGUUACAGUCUGCAGCUCACACGCUGUACCAGCAACUGGUGCGUGUGCUCAGACAGAAAGUGGCACUAGAGAGAGAACAGGCUGGCUCUUAUCAGCACCUGCUGUUAGCUACAGUCUUCGCUCUGAACUUCCACUAUCAGCCAGUGGAUCUGGUGGUGAUAAUUAAAUGUGGCGUCCUGGAGAUCUUGUCCACUCUGACUGAUAACACCUGUGUGCUGGUGAACCAGCGCUGGCUGGCCGCCUCCAUGUCCGGUCACAUGCAGCUCGGUGGGGCGGUGAAGCUGGCCGCUGCCAGACUCCUGCAGAUAUUCGCCAUAGCGGCCAGUUCCUGUGAAGAGGCCUUGCCAUUGGAAGUGUCCCAGGCUCUCAUGGAUGUAAUGAGCGAGCAGCUGCAGGGAUUGUUACAUGCAGUCCACCAGCAGGAGGUGCUAGAGAGGGAUUCCACAGAGCACAUCCAGGAAGAAACUUCCAAACAAGAAAGUGCAGAUGAAGUUCGUAGCAGCAGGGUUGUGGAGUCCCAGCUUGCUGACUUUCUAGUCUUCCUAAGACGCAUUUUGUCUCUAAGGGUCGCCAAAAGAGUCUCCGCGUUUGUCAAGUGGAUUGAUCCACUGAUGACGAUUAUCUUGUACAAAUGCAACUCUGGAAAUCCACGCUUUCACAACCUGCGGACGAAACUGCUGGCCUUCCAUAUUCUAGAAACUCUUCUCCCUGUCUGUUCAGACCCUGUUGUCAUGAAACAGAUUGUUGAUCAAUUAUUUAGCCUUUUGUCCACAUACAUGUGGGAGGAACCUCUGGCCCUGAGGAAAAACUUAGAAAAAGAGAGAACUUUGGAGAACUCAAAUAGGGACAACAGAAGUGAAGAUGAAUGUAUUCCUAUUGGUGAUUUCUCUUUCGACCCUCAUAAACUGAUCUGUUGUUCUCUGGAGAGCGGGAAUGUACUCUCUCAUGGAUCGGGGGGAAAAGGGUACGGUUUGGCCACCACUGCCAUCACAUCUGGAUGUUUCAUCUGGAAGUUUUAUAUCACUAAGGAGAAUAGAGGAAAUGAAGGGACAUGUAUUGGAGUGUCCCGAUGGCCCAUCCGGGACUACAACCAUCGCACCACCACAGACAUGUGGCUGUACCGGGCCUACAGCGGUAGCCUGUAUCAUGGAGGAGAGUUGGGCCGAGCUCUGCCCUCCUUCACCCAGGGCGACACCAUCACCUGCAUCCUAGACAUGGAGGCCAGAACAAUCUCUUUCGCCAAAAACAACAGGGAGCCCAAGCUAGCGUUUGAAGGAGUGGAUGCCACAGAGCUCUACCCCUGUGUUCUUUUCUACAGCAGCAACCCAGGAGAAAAGGUGGCGCUAUGUGACCUGCAGAUGCGUGGCAUUCCUAGCAAUCUUCUGCCAGGGGAGCCCUUGUGCAGCCCAAGGGCCACAGUUCUGCUGGAAUCCACCAUUCAGCUGCUAAGACAACUGUACGUGAACGAUGACUGGGUUCAACAUAUCAACCAGCACAUGCUGAACAAACUACAGCUCAUCAACCCUCUCAUGAGAGAGGGACAAGGCAAGAUAGCAGGUCAUCCCAAUAAGGAGUCCGAUGAGAAAUGUGAGAGGGGCUCUGCUUGGGCAGAUGUCGGGACAUCGACAGACCACCUCUCUGGCCCAGCGGGGCUCUCUGACGCCCAGCUCAGUGUGUUGUGCACUGAAGUCUGGCCCGUCAUGGCCCUGAUCGGAGGGGUGGACAGCGGUCUCCGUGCUGGAGGGACCUGUCUGCACAAACCCAGCGGUCGACGGGCGACUCUGCUCGGGGUCUUGAAAGAGGGAAGCCCCUUGGCUAAGCUUCAGUGGGAGGAGACAGAUUUUACUGUGAGCUUCCUGAAUUCUUGGUCACCCAGCGACACGCCUCUCUCCUCCCUGGAGCCGUGUGACGUCCCCCAGCUGGACAUGUCCCGCUGCCGUGGCCUCAAGCCCUCCAUGUUGUUCGACCUCAUCCUGAUGACCGGCAUCUUAGAAGAGCAAGAGCCGCCUCCUGGAUCAUCCGAAACAUCUGGAUUGUCACGAAACCGAAUCAGCUCUGAGGGCGGCCCGCGUAGAGAGCUGGAGAGAUGUUUGGAUGAGGACAUCGCUCGUAUUAUGAUGGAUGAAGAGAGAAUGAGCUGUCCGGUGGAUGAGGACAGAAAUAAAGUGGAAGAGAGGAGAGAUGAGAACCAAGAUGACACAUUCAGAUCCCUCAUACAGUCAAACGAGGAGAGUGUUGGCACCCCCUGUCCACCAAUACUUGCGCCACAACCCAGAGUGGACUUCUUUGCUUUGGAAAUGCGCGCAGUCCGCAUUUCCUACCUCCUUUUGGGGGCGCUAAAAUCUCUGGCUGUCAUUUUGAGCUGCGGGAAGUUCACAGAUCUCCUGCUGGUUCCCAAAUCAGAUGCAGGGGUCAAUGUAAGUAGCCCCGACCCAGCGAGAGCCUCUGCUGGUGGGGAGGAGAACGGCGAGCUGCGCUCUGUGCUGCAGUUUGUGGUGCGGAGCAUGGUGAAGUGGGCCGUCAGAACCUGUCCGAUCAAACAGGCCAUGGCUUUAUCAGACCUCGAGAGGGCCCAGAUCAUCAUCUUUAAAGGAGUGCUGAGCAGACUGCACGAGGAUGGAAGCAAAGAACACAAAGAUUCAGGAGGUCACUCGUCCUCUCAGCCCGUGUCCAAAUCUUCCAGUUCAGUCUCGCUUUACAGCAACGGCUCUGAAGGCACCGCCAUCUUCGGCCAAUCAGCUUCACCCUCCACCAAUGACCUCACAGCCUCGCUCCUCACCGCCCUGCAGGCUGACAGCCUGGAGAACUUUAACCCUUUCCUUCCCAUCAACCUGCUACAGCGGAUGGUACUGGCACGUUUUCCCACAUUGGCAGGUCUCGUCCACAGUCCGGUUCUGCCCCCCGGGCUCAGCCUGACGAGCUCAGCCUCCUGUGAGGGCUUCACUGAGCAGCAGACCAGCUUCCUGGAGCCCUGCGGUCAGACCAGGACCCCCGUGGAACAGCCCCAAGUGUUUGUCCCAGUGCGAUUGCUUGAAAUGGGCUUCUCAAUGAGACACAUCUACAGGGCCAUGGAGGCAGCAGGGGUCACUGGAGAGGUGGACUCACGCACCAUUGAGGUGCUGGCGAGCUGGAUGCUGGAACAUCCCAUCACAGGAGAGGGCUCAUCUGCAUGGGGCGCCACUGAUACGCCCUCCUCUGAAGGGCCAGAGACGGUCCAGUGCCCUGAGUCUCCAGCUCCUCUCACCCUACAGGAAAGCAGAGAACCCAACGAGAGAGAAGAGCACCCAGAGCCUCAUGAGAUGGUGGAGUGUGAGCUGUGUAACACACUCACCCUGCAGUUCAACAACCACAUGAAGCGCCAUCACCCGGGAUGCGGUCAGAGCGCCAGUCGCCGUGGUUACCGCAGCAAUGGAGCCUACGUGGACGGCUGGUUCGGAGGCGAAUGCGGAUCAGGCAGCCCAUACUACCUCCUGUGCACUGCAUGCAGGGAAAAGUACCUAGCCUCCAACCUGGGGGUUAUGAGCUCCAAACAGGACAGGGCAAGAGGCUUGGCGUCUGAUCUGAUUGGUCAAUUAGAUGGUACAUCAGAAGAUGAAUGGGAUCUAGGUAACCAGGAAGACUCGGAUUCAGGCAGGCUUACAGGUUUGGAGGACUUUGGGAUUCUUCUGAGGCCUUUGGGUCUGAGUGAGAAGAAGCCCGUGCCCGACCCAAUCCCCUUCACUGAACACGACCCACUUGGAGCCCUCGUUAGUGGCUCGGUCAGCGGAGACAACAACCUGCUUUACAAAGGUGUUGUCAGCACCGAACUGAAGAGCUCCUCGGUUCCUCUGAGUCUCGGGCAGCAGGCAGCAUCCCUGCGGGAGCCCCAGGAGAGACUGUUGGCUCUGAGGAGAGUCGUCACCACCGCUCAGAUCCUGCUGGCCUACAGUAUGGUGAUGAGAGCUCUCUCACAGACCUCCACCAGUAGUUCAGUGUGUAAUCAGUCCAGUGGUCUGGAGGCUCUGGGUCUGGCUGACAUCCGUAUCCUGGUGCGGCUGAUGUGUCUGGCAGUGGGGGGGCGUGUCCACACAGGCAUGGACCAGCAGGGAAUGGGGCGUGGCUCUAUGAGCGAUCGCACAGGCUCCGCCUUCCUGUCCUUCCUCAGCUCUGCUAUCGGCAGUUUAGUGUCCCAAAGUCCUGCUGCCUACAGAGAGUUAGUGGACAUCUGCACUCAGGAUCUCAUGGCAGCAGCUACAGGGAUGAACAUCAGCGCUAUCACCGGUCCGCAGCAGAGGAUGAGGCAAAGCUCUGCCCUCAAGGGGGCGCCACAGGAGCCGAGAGAACUGACCCCUCCCACCUUCCUGGUCACACAGAGUCUGGUGUCCCUCCUGACAGAGAAAGGCGUUCGAUACCGUUAUAAUGUGGAAAGAAGUGAUUCCACUGAAUCAAAGGAAGGUGGAAGCCCUCCACCCUCAGGUCCUCCUCUCUCUCAAGCUGGAGUGCGGGUCGGGCCGCUGGAGCUGGCUAAUGCUCUCGCUGCCUGUGCCCUCUCGGCCAGGCUGACCAGCAGACACCGACAGUGGGCGGCACAACAGCUGGUCCAGGCCUUGGCGGUCUCUGAGAAAGACAACACGGCCAGACCCCAGACAUACAGCGACAUGGCCGGAGAUCUGCACAAGUGUCCCAUCAAGAAGCUGGAAGGACAUCAGAACAGGGUGAGCAGCUGCAGCUGGAGUUCAGAACAAGGUCUGUUGGCCACCGGCUCUCAGGACGGGACUGUUCGACUGUGGGCUGUAACGCCGAACACCGCAGAACUGCAGCACACACACACCUGCAGCGUCAGUGAGGAUGCUCAGAGCUCAGAUUGUUCAAUGGGAUCGCAUUUGCUGUCCGCUGUAUCGUGGAGCGCAGGGGGAACUCUAUUGGCCGCCUUCCAGAACAAACUCAUCAACAUCUGGACCGUCAGUGGUGCUCAGGCACACAUGGAGGCUCAAUCCUCCUGGGUCACUGCACUCUCGUGGGUUCAGACCUCCACUCCGUUCCUCAGUCAGGAAGCCUGCAGUCAGGUCAGCCCUCCUGAGAGUCUGCUGGUGGGCCGGCUGGACGGCUCCCUCUGCUGGCUGGAGGUCACAGACGACUUGAGGGUGGAGCGAACAGAGCUCACUCACUGCUACAGGAAAGAAGCUCCUCAGUGUCUGGCCUGGUACAGUGUUGAUAAACCCUUUGCCAUGGGCUAUCCCGAUGGCAAAAUUCUACUAGCAACAGCAGACGAAAUCGACCCGCCUAUUCUGCUAACAGCAUUUCCUGAGAGUGUGAGUGCGCUCAGGUGGGACCCUACCGGUCAUCUGCUGCUGUCUGUGGGCCGCUCUGAGGUGGUGAAGAUCUGGGGUCGUGCCAGCGGUGCGUGGCUCACCCUCCACUCUCUGUUCCACACGGGCACUGUCAACACGGCCGAGUGGUGCCCUCUGCCCGGGAGAGGACCGGAGCCUCGCCUUAUGAUGGCAGUUGGAUGUCAAAAUGGCCUCCUGUAUGUGUGGAAUCUUCCUCAAGGGGGUGCUAAUGUCUCGGUGCCCAAUUUCCUCACCCCGUCUACCAGCCAAGACAAGAGCAGUGCCAGCAAGCGGUGUAAUGCUAAAUGUGUGUUCCGCCUGAGUGGACACAUUACCGCGGUAAAGACCCUGUCAUUUUGUCCCAGUGGACUUGCGCUCGUGUCUGGAGGAAUCGGAGGGGUGCUCAACAUCUGGUCUCUCAGGGAUGGUUCGGUCCUGCAGACUGUGGUUACAGGAAUGGGCUCUGUGGUUUGUGCCACCUGGAUCCCACACAUAGGGGUGACCGCUUGUUCUAGAAGAUCUAAGGAUGUUUUGCUAAUUCGCUGUACCCCAGACUGGAUCUCUCAGAAUCACGUUCUGGCCUCCUGCCGUUCCGCUCUACGCAGUCAGGGCAUUCUGGGAUUGAAUCGUGCCCCCUGCAUGGCCGUCUUUCUUGAGCGCCUUCCCACAUUGCUUCAGGAGCAGUACAACUAUGAGAAAAGUCAUGUGAUGGCGGGCGAUCAGUUGACCCACAGUGCCUUUCUUCAGAGUCUGGCCACUCUGGCCAUGGGUCUCUUCUUGGAUCAGUUACUGUGCUGUCAGUCCAGACCGCCUCAUCACAGCGGGACGGGGCCGGAUCAGGACGUGCCCCCUGGAUCCUUCUGCCCCUCAGAGUGGAACUGGCUUUCCAUCUAUUCAACCACAGUGAAGAGCGCAGAGGCGUUUGCUCGUGGCACCGCCUUCCCAGAAUCCUUCAUUGCACCUGAAUUCCAUCAUUCUGGAUCCACGGAGUUGACCAAACCAUUGGACAACAGUAAAUGGACCUUCAUGAUGGAUGAACAGCUCAUGUCCUGGGCGACCAGCAGACCUGAAGACUGGCAGCAGGGUGGUAAAAGUGAGGUGUAUUUGUGGGGUAACGGACGUCACGGGCAGCUGGCGGAUGCUGGAACCAGCGCGUCUGUGCCCACACUCGCUCCCUCUCUCUCGCAGACUCAACAGGUUGUGUGCGGUCAGAACUGCACGUUCCUGGUUCAGGCUAACGGUACGGUUCUGGCUGUAGGGGAGGGCAGUUAUGGGCGACUCGGACAGGGUAACUCAGACGACCUCUACACCCCAACUAUCAUCUCAGCUUUACAAGGUUAUGUAGUGACUCAGCUGGUGACAUCAUACGGGUCUGAUGGCCACUCAUUGGCUCUCACUGAGACCGGAGAGGUGUUCAGCUGGGGUGAUGGGGAUUAUGGGAAACUCGGCCACGGGAACAGUGAAAGGCAAAGGCGACCCAAACAGAUCGAGGCUCUGCAGGGAGAGGAAGUGGUGCAGCUGGCUUGUGGGUUCAAACACUCAGCCGUCAUCACAGCGGACGGAAAACUCUAUACCUUUGGCAGUGGAGAUUCUGGACGCUUGGGUCAAAGGUCAACUUCAAACAAGAUGGUCCCGGAGAGAGUGACAGCACUGGAUGGGUACCACAUUGGACAGGUGUCAUGUGGUAUCAAUCAUACUUUGGUCCUGUCAUCAGACGGCCUGAGCAUGUGGGCUUUCGGAGACGGUGAUUAUGGUAAACUGGGUAUUGGACCAUGUACAGUGAAAUGCUACCCACAGAAAGUGGAGGCUCUUUGCAAUAAAGGCAUUAAAAAGGUUGGAUGUGGAACACAUUUCUCAGUGGUUCUGGCCAAAGAUGGACACGUCUACACAUUCGGCCAAGAGCGUCUGAUAGGUCUGCCGGACUCCAUGCUGAAGAAUCACAACCGGCCGCAGAUCAUUCCCGCUCUGGAGGGUGUCUUCAUUGUGGACAUUGCUGUGGGCUGUGAACACAUCCUUGCUUUAUCCAACACUGGAGACGUGUAUGCAUGGGGCUGCAACUGUGAGGCCCAGCUGGGUCUGGGCCAUUCCAAUCCUGUCAAAGAGCCCACUCUGGUUACUGCUCUGCAGGACAAGAAGAUCAGGCAGAUCUCAGCUGGACGCUGUCAUACCUCGGCCUGGACCACACCGGCUCUGUCAACCAGAGCUUCAGGUUGUUCAGGGAUACAGCUGGGUCUGCCUCAGUCCGUGCCUCCGCAGUAUAACGCCCUCAAAGACUGCAGCCCUGAAGUGCUAAACACCCGUCUCAGAGUGCUGUACCACUUCUCUGAUCUAAUGUACAAGUCCUGGAGGCUUCUGAACCUCGACCCCCGCAGUCAGGUAAAUGCUUCCCGCUACAGCUCAGGUACCGCCGCCAUCGUACAGGGCCAACUCAGAGGCCUCCUGUCCCCGAAAGUCAACACACUUCCUCUCGUUCGCACUAUCGGCAGAACCAUGACCCAGGGAAAGACCUACGGUCCCCAGAUUACAGUCAAACGGAUCUCCACCAGGGGGCGCUCUAGCAAGCCCAUUUUUGUGCAGAUCGCCAAACAGGUGGUGAACCUGAACCCUACUGAGCUGCGUCUGCCCUCCAGAGCAUGGAAGGUGAAGCUGGUUGGAGAAGGGGCGGAUGAUGCUGGUGGCGUUUUUGACGACACCAUUACCGAAAUGUGCCAGGAGUUGCAGUCAGGUGUGGUCGAGCUUCUCAUUCACACUCCUAACAGCUCUGCAGAUGUUGGUAGCAACACGGACAGGUUCUUGCUGAACCCAGCAGCAGUCUCAGAUGAUCACAUGGUGCAGUUUCGCUUCUUGGGGAUCCUAAUGGCGGUGGCCAUUCGAACCAAAAAGCCCUUGGAUCUGCACCUGGCGCCGUGGGUGUGGAAACAGAUGUGCUGUAUUCCUCUGGGAGCCGCCGACCUGGAGGAAGUGGACCUGCUCACACACCGCUCACUUCAGGGCAUCUUACACCUGGACAACAGCGUGAUCAAUGAAGAGAACUUCACAGUGAUGAUCCCUCUGGACUCGUUUGUGGCUCACAGUGCUGAUGGCACAUUGGUUCCCGUGAUUCCUGGUGGGCAUAACGUCCCUCUGACAUUCUCCAACAGGAACGAUUAUGUGGAGAGAGCCUUGCACUACAGACUUCAGGAGAUGGACAGACAGGUGGCAGCAGUGAGGGAGGGCAUGUCCUCAAUCAUCCCAGUCCCGUUGCUUUCCCUGCUCACGGCUCGACAGCUGGAACAGCUGGUGUGUGGCUUGCCCGAGGUCUCUGUGGAAAUGUUGAAGAAGGUGGUACGAUACCGUGACAUUACUGACAGCCAUCAGCUUAUUGGCUGGCUGUGGCAGAGCCUCGAGGAAUUCACCAAUGAGGAGAGAGUCCUGUUCCUGCGCUUCGUGUCCGGACGUUCCAGACUGCCGUCCAAUCCGGCAGACAUCACACAAAAAUUUCAGAUCGUCAAAGUUGAUCGGCCUGUGAACGGACUUCCUACGGCCCAGACGUGCUUCUUCCAGCUGCGUCUUCCUCCCUACAUGAGCCAGGCCAUACUAGCCGAGCGCCUACGCUAUUCCAUUCACAACUGCCCCUCCAUAGACAUGGACAACUACAUGCUGUCACGCAAUACCGACCCGGCAGACGUCUCCGACACCGAGUACUAACGCGGCCCUCGCAAAAACUGACUCUAUAAUGCUACAAAGCACAUAAUAACCCUCAUAAAUGCCUCCGGUUCUUCCUCAUACAUGCAAUACAGUUCUCAGUCACAAAGCCUCACGUACGUACUCUCUGCGGUACCCAGAAUGCACUGCAGACGCCAGUUCUUCCACAAGGUCAAAGGGAGAAUAUUUAAGCAAUUCAGUUCUUUAUUUAUUCCUUUUUGUAUCAUCUUCGUGUCUCUGAAUGUUGCAGGAAAGUUUCUAAAACUAAAAAAAUAUUACAAUACAUUACAAGUGCCGUGCCUGGAAUGGUCGCAAGGUUUCUUCUCUUGGCGUUAGCGACAGAAACUGGGGUUGGUUCGUAGGUGAGCACUUGGCAGCUAGCUUCCUUUCCCAGUUUAUGCCAAAGGCUAUUAAACUACUGUACUGUACACGAUA